This is a messenger RNA of Pyrus x bretschneideri (Chinese white pear), 980 nucleotides long. Its product is annotated as NAD(P)H-quinone oxidoreductase subunit 6, chloroplastic. NCBI's taxonomy places the organism in Eukaryota, Viridiplantae, Streptophyta, Magnoliopsida, Rosales, Rosaceae. The transcript has a single exon. The record is from RefSeq and is a predicted model, not a curated record. The coding region runs from base 1 to 573 and encodes 190 amino acids. Gene Ontology annotation, molecular function: NADH dehydrogenase (ubiquinone) activity.
AUGAAAAACAUUUCUAUUUAUUUAUCUCUUAUUUUACAUAUAAUGGAUUUGCCCGGACCAAUACAUGAUUUUCUUUUAGUCUUUCUGGGAUCGGUUCUUAUACUAGGAGGUAUGGGGGUGGUAUUAUUUACCAACCCCAUUUAUUCUGCCUUUUCAUUGGGACUGGUUCUUGUUUGUAUAUCCUUAUUCUAUAUUCUAUUAAACUCUUAUUUUGUAGCUGCUGCACAACUCCUUAUUUACGUGGGAGCUAUAAAUGUUUUAAUCGUAUUUGCUGUGAUGUUCAUGAAUGGUUCAGAAUAUUACAAAGAUUUGAAUCUUUGGACCAUUGGGGAUGUGGUUACUUUGCCAGUUUGUACAAGUAUUUUUGUUUUACUCAUGAUUAUUAUUACGGAUACGUCAUGGUACGGAAUUAUUUGGACUACAAGAUCAAACCAGAUUAUAGAGCAAGAUUUGAUAAGUAAUAGUCAACAAAUUGGAAUUCAUUUAUCAACAGAUUUUUUUCUUCCAUUUGAAUUCGUUUCGAUAAUUCUUUUAGCCGCUUUGAUAGGUGCAAUUGCCGUGGCGCGACAGUAAAAAAUUUAUAGAAUUAGCAAUGCACGUUAAACUCUGUUCGGUUUUAUUACAUUACAUUUAUUUCCCUUUAAUUAAAGAUUGUUUAUGUCUAAAAUAGAAAUUAUUCAAUCUAUUCUAUUAACAAUAGAAAAUCUGCCUUUGUUCCGUACUUUUUUUUAUUCUAGUCAAUUGAAUCUGUUGAAUUGUUGUUCAGUUCAUAUUGAAAUGAAUCGAAAUUGAUAAGGAGUUGGUCAAUGAUGCUCGAACAUGUACUUGUUUUGAGUGCCUACUUAUUUUCUAUCGGUAUCUAUGGAUUGAUCACGAGCCGGAAUAUGGUUAGAGCCCUUAUGUGUCUUGAACUUAUACUGAAUGCGGUUAAUAUGAAUUUCGUAACAUUUUCUGAUUUUUUUGAUAGUCGCCAAUUAAAA